AUGCUGCUGCACUUCUUGUUGGACAAAUAUGAGAAGAUGGAGCCCAUCUUGCGGGUGGAUUUGCAGAAGGUGGUACGUAAGAAGUACAAGGCGCAAUUCCCUGACAUCCUUAAGAGAGCUUCCACACAGCUCAACCUGGUGUAUGGCCUGGAGAUGAAGAAAGGGGGUCCUAAGUGUCACUCCUAUAUUCUUGAAAGCAAGGUGGGCCCAUCCACUGAGAACAAUCUGUGUGGUAUCAAAGAGUUCUCAAAGAAGGGUCUGCUGAUGACCCUCCUGAGUGUUAUCUUUAUGAAGGGCAACCAUGCCACUGAAGACGAGGUCUGGGAAUUUUUAAAUGUGCUGGGGAUACAGGCUGGGAAGAAGAACAUCAUCUUUGUGGAGCCCCGUAAUCUCAUCCUCACAGAGUUGGUGGAGGCAAAUUACCUGGAGUACCAUCAGGUGCCAGGCAAUGAUUCCCCAUGUUUUGAGUUCCUGUGGGGUCCCAGAGCCCAUGCAGAAACUACUAAGAUGAAGGUUCUGGAAUUUUUAUCUCAGAUCACUGGUACCACUCCUAGUGCCUUCCCCAGUCUCAAUGAGGAGGCUCUUAGGGAAAAGGCAGAGAGAGCAGAAAAAAGAGCUGCUGCUAGAGCUGGCCGUUCUCCCAAGACCAGGGCUAAUGUAAGAUUCAAGAUGACUGACUAG
Messenger RNA from Jaculus jaculus (lesser Egyptian jerboa), 681 nucleotides. Its product is annotated as melanoma-associated antigen B1-like. The coding region runs from base 1 to 681 and encodes 226 amino acids. Lineage: Eukaryota; Metazoa; Chordata; Mammalia; Rodentia; Dipodidae. The record is from RefSeq and is a predicted model, not a curated record. Gene Ontology annotation, cellular component: nucleus. The transcript has a single exon. Gene Ontology annotation, biological process: negative regulation of transcription by RNA polymerase II.